This is a messenger RNA of Anopheles funestus (African malaria mosquito), 969 nucleotides long. RefSeq lists its product as uncharacterized. Gene Ontology annotation, cellular component: nucleus. The transcript is spliced from 2 exons. The record is from RefSeq and is a predicted model, not a curated record. NCBI's taxonomy places the organism in Eukaryota, Metazoa, Arthropoda, Insecta, Diptera, Culicidae. Bases 285 to 680 code for a protein of 131 amino acids.
GCUUUUUGCUAGACAUUCGCACGAUGACAGCAAAAAUCCUGCAGUUCUUCUGCUGUUUGGGCGAAAUCGACUGAUUUCCGGAACAAAUUUCGCCAAACGUUUCGGUAUACGAAAUAUAGGUCGAAAUUUAUGCCGAAGUUCAUUCGAAACGUCCGAUUGGGCAAGUAUGCUCCGUCUGUUUUUGGCUUAAGUGAUUGAUUUGGUUUGAAUUAUUAUCGAAAAAUAAGCUGCAACUUUUGUUGUGUUGUAGGGAAGUGCGGACGAACAGGGCUCAGCUUGAUAAAAUGGUGGAAAUGUUGGAAAAGGAGCCCGAAAUUGCUAGAGCUCUGCACAAAGGAGAUCAGACGGUGUUCUGGGAAACACUUGCCGAGAAUGUGAACGCACUUGGGCCACCUGUACGGCAAGCAUCAGUAUGGAAAAAAGUGUGGUUUGAUUUUAAAUGUUCCGUGAAAAAGAAGCUCCGGGAGAACUAUAAGGAAGCAACAGCAACAGGAGGCGGUCCAAACAAACAAAAAAUUCUGAACGAAUUGGAAGAAAGAGUGGCUGAUCUUACAAAUUUGCGGGCGACAAUACAAAACUUUGGCAGAAGCUAUGGGAAUCCUCAGAAUCAACCUAUAGUUCAAGCUGAACCAUGUACUUCUCUUGUAGUAGUAUGUAACAUUUACAUAAAAAUAUUUUAGCAUAUUUAUUUCGUCUUUCUUUCAAAAUCUUCCAACAUUAUUUCAUAAAAGAAAUUGUUUUUCCUGUUUAUUAAUUUCACACAAAUAAUUUUGUUGUAGUCUGCUUUUUAGAACGAACUGAAGCAUUAUUCUAUCGGCAAGUUAUUGGCUAUGCAAAUACUAUGCAGUGCACAACAAACAUUUAUAAUUUUAAUCCCAUGGCUUUGAUGGAUAAUCAGAAUCCGCUGAAAAAAAUGUGUUUCAAUUUGCGAACGUUGUAAUUGUCUCACAAAUGAAGGGUUCAAUAAAU